Bursaphelenchus xylophilus (pine wood nematode) is the source of this 9494-nucleotide messenger RNA. The record is from the annotation of a GenBank genome assembly. NCBI's taxonomy places the organism in Eukaryota, Metazoa, Nematoda, Chromadorea, Rhabditida, Aphelenchoididae.
AUGUCCUCUCUUCGAUUGCCUAGAUUCGAUGUCCCAGCCAGAUUUGUCGAUGGAAAAGAUUUCGAAUACCUCGGUGACAAUUUGAAUGUAAGUUGUGAAAAAAGAAAAAUAUUUCUUUUGUUGAUUUUAGAAGAAAAUCGGCGCCGAAUUGCAAAAAGUUCAUGUGGCUGUGGAUGGAACCGAAAGCAUAUUUUACUGGGAGAACAAACGACAUGUAAGUUUGAAAAAAGAGUGGAAAUGUUAAUAAAUGAUCAGUCUGACCGGGGAAAUUAGACUGGGCAACAUGACAUCGUUGUAGAAAUGAAGCAAAAAACCAAAAAAAUUUGAAAAAAGUGAAAAUCGCGGAUUUUAAGAAUUGACAUUUUUUUGAAUUUCUGGGUCCCACCACGAAAUUUUUGUCUAAUUUUUUCCAAAAUGGUUAAAAAUGAAAAAAAUCUUGAGGGUUUUCAAUCGAAAUUUGCAAACUCCAUAAUUUUUUUUGCAUUUUUUGGGUCCCACCACGAAAACCUGAAAUUUCCCAAAACACGGCGAAAUAGGCCGAGACAUUGGAAAAUCUGAAGACAUCGAAUACAUUUACGUAUUUUACCAAUAUUUAAAAAAUAACUGAGAUUUUUCAAAAUUUUGGUUCCCACCACGAAAACCUGAAAUUUCCCAAAACACGGCGAAAUAUGUUGGGACAGUAGAAAAUCCAGAAUCAUCGAAUACAACAACGUAUUUUACCAAUAUUUAAGAAAUAAACGAGAUUUAAAAAAAUUUUAGGUCCCAGCACGAAAACUUGAAAUUUCCCAAAACUCGGCGAAAUAAGCAGAGACAGUGGAAAAUCAAUACACGUAUCAAAAAUAGCAUCGUCAUUUCCCAAUAUUUAAAAAAAUAAUCGAGAUUUUGCAAAAUUCUGGGUCCCACCACGAAAACUUGAAUUUCGAAAAAAUCGCGAAAUCGACGAAAAAUUCGACUCACUUCGCUUUGAACCAGACUCUUGAAGGUCUCCUUGCUCAAUCCUUGGCUGUUCAAGAUGUCAUCGAUCUCUGGCAGACAGAAAACCAGCUCCAAAUUGUCGUAGACACCCGGUUUGAGGCCCUCUCCGCAAGUAAUCGGCUUUCCAUCCAACAAAAGUUGGGGGAUGAACACCCUUGGCCUGGGCCAGGGUUUCGCAAGCGUUGCAGAAGAGACUGAAAAAAAUUUUAAAGUUGAAAGUUUAGAACAAGUCUGUGAAAAAUGAUUUUUUUUCAGAAGUCCCGCAAAUUCUUGUUCGUGGACGCCAUUGUUGACUGCCGAGUGCCCAAGUCCAAUCCGACGGUCUUGCAGAUCGUUUGCAACCGAAACUUCUCCUGCGCCGAGUUCUUUGGGUUCGAAACUUCGAGUGAGGUGGGUAAAAUAAAAUACAUAUCAGUCUGUCGGGAAAAUAAUGAGCACUUUUUCGCAUCGAAAAUCGCAUCGCUAAAAUGAAAAUAAAUUCGAUUUUCCACAAGAAUUCAUUUUCUGAUGCGAUUUUCGCUGCGACAGAGUGCUCAUUAUUUUCCCGACAGACUAAUAAAGUCAUUUUUUGAACUUUCAGGAGGUCGCUGAAGAUUGGGCAAACGAGCUGUUCAAAUGGGUCCGUUGGAAUCGAGAUCGGUAUCACUCGGUCCUCCGAUAUUACCGGUUACAAUUUGCCCCGCUACUGCUGCAAUCGAAAGAGAAAAAUUAUCGAACGGAAAAGUAGGUGGUCCAAAAAUUUCGUUUUGAAUGUUUUCGCUGCGAGACCAAAAAAAAAAAUUUUUUUUUUAUUUUUUGAUUUUGAAAAAAAUUCAAAAAUAAGCAUGAAAAUAAUCUUUUUAACCGGCAAAAAACAAAAAAAAAAAUUUGGUGACUUUCGUGCCGGGACCAAAAAUUUAAAAAUCAAUGGUAAUUUAGUGCAUAUCAACACUUGACCAUCCCAUACACUCACGCCAUUAAUCGAAUUGCAGUUGGAAUCGAAAUUGUAAGUAUUUUUGGCGGUUACUACAGCGAAACCUCUGUACAACAAACUCCCAUACAACAAAACUGUCUAUAACGAACAAUUUUAGCGGCUGCAAGAGUCGAUUUCAAGUAGAAAUAAACCUUCGUAAAACAAAACCUUUUUAUAACAAAUCGAUUUUUUGGACCAUUUAUGAUUUGUUUUACAGGGAUUUAACGGCAGUUGGAGAAUAAUAAAGCUAUAAUUUCAGACAGAAUCGACUGACUUUCUCGAUCUUUAUUUGGAAAAAGUGAAACGUCCCGAUCUUCUCCAGCUCUUCAACGAACUGUAAGACUCGUAGUAACGAGUCAUAUAUGAUUUGUAAACCAAGAAUACUACCUUACAGUGGGGGACUUGAUCCAGUGGCAAAAAACGCACCAUUUUGCAUCCAGGAAGCACCAAAAAAUGUGGCAAAAUACCUCCAUCUCCAAGCGAAAAAACUCAGAUUUCAAAAACGCGCCCGCUCUUUUUGCGAGAAAGCAGGGCACGCCCUUCAAAACGACGUUUUUCCACUCGGAGAGGGAAGCAUUUUGACACAUUUUUUUGACACUUCCCGGAUGCAAAAUAGUGCGUUUUUUGGCACUGGAUCAGGUCCGUCACUGUAUAAUUACAUUGAAUGCAAUCCUCACCCUUCGCAUUUCAGUUGCCAAGGCUCUCCGUUAUUAUCGCCUGAGGCAUUUCUCCAGUUCGUCAACGGAACUCAACACGAUCCCCGGUUGAACGAAGAGUUAUUUCCGUUCAAGUCGAUCCGUUGGGCUCGCGACACAGUCGUCGGACUGGAAGAUAACCCCAACGCAACGGGCCUGACCUUCCGCGGAUUCGCCAGAUACCUUCUGGAGAUGGAUACGGACCUCAAUUCGAACGCGAUGCUCCUGAAACCCGAGAACAUGGUCAACACAAUCACUCAUUACUACAUCAACAGCUCACACAACACAUAUCUGAAUGGUAAGGGAGUGUGAAGACGUUAAAUACGAUGGUUAUUGAUCGUAUUGAGGUGGACGUUUAUUUUUUCAGGUAAUCAAAUCCAAGCCGCCAAAGCCUUGCCCGGAAAUAAUUGCCAGAUCUGCGAAACACAGACCGAAAUGUAUCGACAAGUAAGUUGGUGGGCGUAUCAGAGAAAACAUGUCCAUGCAGUUUAUGAAAAUACUAUCAUAAGUCUUGUAGGUGUAUAUGAGAGAUUACUUUUAUUUUCAUAAAGAGCAUGGACAUUAUGUCGCAACUCCUAGUAAAAAAUGUAAUUUUGAUUGAUCACCAAGUUUCAUGGAAAUUGACUAAAAAAUCGACCAAAACAUUUUACAAAAAAAUCGUAUAAUUCGAUUCUUUUUGAUACUUUUUUGAGUAGAAAAAAAGUCAUUUAAUGUCAUUCUGCUCUCUCCCGGAAAGCAGUAGUCCUAUUAUAGCGCUACAAUUCUUUUUAUUAACAUCUUUUACGAUUUUUCGACCACUGUUUUUGACCUUUUUUAUCGACCAUUAUUAGUCAACAAAAAAAAGAAAAUAAAAAAAAUAUUUGCUUCAAUGAAAAAUCCGCUUUACAUUUGUUGAAUUGGUUGUGAUUUCUUUCAGAUCCUUCUCGCCGGUUGUCGUUGCAUUGAGUUGGAUUGUUGGGAUGGCCCGAACGGGCUGCCCGUCAUUACGCAUGGGCCCAUAUCGUUGCAGCAAAUCAAUACGGUUCCGUUCCGGGUAAGCCCACAGUGGGGUCUGAUCCAGUGGCAAUAAACGUAUCAUUUUGCAUCCGGGAAGUAUCAAGAAUGUGGCAAAAUGCUUCCCUCUCCAAGUGAAAAAAAACUCAGAUUUCAAAAGCGCGCCCGCUCUUCUUGUGAGGGCCCUUCAAAAAAAAGUUUUUUCACUUGGAAACGGAAGCAUUUUGCGACAUUUUUGAUACGUCCCGGAUGCAAAAUGGUACAUUUUUGCCACUGGAUCGGGUCCUUCAGUGUAUUUCAAAGCGUAUUAGUAUACUGCCAUAAAGAAUUUUUUCGUCGUUUUUUCUGUGAUUCCUAUUUCUCUUUAGAUUGUCACCGAAAACGCGCAAAAACCGCACUGUGCAAAAAGUGGAAUGCAUUGUGUGUCUGUCGGGAAAAUAAUGUGGAUUCGCCGCGCCUUGGGAUCUCCCAUCGUCUCUUUGCGAUAACUAGAUUAGGCACGCGGCUGUGACAAGACGAGAAAUUUUGCUGCGACAAAUCCACAUUAUUUUCCCGACAGACGGAAAUGCAUUUUUGAAAAAGUAUAGUACAUGUUGCAGCAAAUUUUUGAGUGAUUUUCAAUCACUUUUUUUACCUCCGCAAAACUCGUAAUCCCAUUUUUCAGGAAGUCUGUGAAGCGAUUAUCGAGACCGCUUUCAAGACCUCGGAAUACCCCAUCGUUCUGUCCCUGGAGAAUCACUGCAGCCCUCCACAGCAGCAGCACAUGGCCAACGACUUCAUCGAGAUCUUUGGCGAUCAUCUGCAAGCCAAACCGUUGGAAAAUUUUCCCUGCGAGAAGGGGAUUUGCUUGCCCUCGCCGAAUGCGCUGAAGCGAAAAAUUUUGUUGAAGGGUAUGAAAAAUUUGGUCAUAUUUGGAAAAAUUAUAGGGACGAAAAGAUGAUCGUAUUUUAAAAAUAAUUUUAUUUAGUAUAUUGUAUAUCAGUCUGUCGGGAAAAUAAUGUGGAUUUGUCGCAGAAAAAUUUCUCGCCUCGUCGUGCACCAAAUCUCCAGCCGUUGCCAAGUGAUUUCAAGGCCAUAAAAAUCCACAUUAUUUUCCCGACAGACUAAUAUAUAUGUACAGCGAAACCUCUGUACCGGAACCCAUGUCUCCUCUUAAAACGACACUGCAGUUGGCAGCCGUAUUUUAAACGUUUGCCGGUACCAAAAGUCAAAGCUACCUAAGUAAAUAAGUUAAUCCCACGUCCUUGCGUUUAAAAUAAUAAGCUACAGUGACGGACCUGAUCCAGUGGUAAAAAACAUGCCAUUUUGAACCCGGUCCCGGGAAGUACCAAAAAACGUGACAAAAUGCCUUCAUCGUCAACUCACGUCAGAAUGAAAAUAGAAGAAAAACGAAAUUUCGUGAGGGGCCGCAGCGAAAAGCAACAACCGAUUUUUUUCUUCUUUCUUGACCGCUCUCUUCCUUUUUGCGCGCGCGCCCUCUUCCUCUCGCCAAUCGCAAAUCGUUAUUUCGCGGAUCGCCACGGCUUUGACGAAAUUCCCUUUUUAUUUUGACGUGCAACUACAAAAACUCCGUUUUAAGAGCGCGCCCUUUCCCUCACAAAAAAGAGCAUGCGUGCUUUUGAAAUCGGAGUUUUUCUCGCUUGGAGAUGGAGGUAUUUUGCCACAUUUUUUGAUACUUUCCGGAUGUAAAAUGGUACGUUUUUUGCCAGUGGAUCAGGUGCGCCAUUGUACGCUGAGGCCAGAAUAAGGAACUUUUUCCAUUUUUAGGAUGGAUUGAACUUACAUCUCAGCCUUUCUAUAUGAUAUCUGACCUAUGCCUCUGUCUCUCCCUCUGUUAUAAAGCGCAUUAUUUUAGGCAGUAAGUCGAAGAAGGCCAGCAGCAACGAUCGAUUUGUUUCGUUGGUGGGCAAAAUGAAGGACGAAAUGAACCGAUUAAUCGACAUUGGCACUAGCAAGCUGUCGCAAAACUUCCAAGAAUACAUGAAUGUUCGAGACCCACCGCCUGAUGAGGCUAUUAUUACUGUAAGUUAAACACUGUCAUAGUCAUCUAGGUCUAUCGUAAUUGCAGCGUCGCCCAGUGACUGAAGAGCAGUAUGAGCAAUACCGAAUGGUUCAGGAGCAAUUUCAGUACGUCAAAAAUGAGACUGUCGCGGAGACAAAGCAAGCGUUGGCCGACUUGAUAAAUUAUUUCCAAACCACGCCAAGGUUGGAUAUCGGUAAGCCGUUUACAACGAAUAGCUCGUUUAAGAGCUUUCCUUGUUAGGGUAAAGUAACGGACCGGAUCCAGUGGCAAAAAACGUACCAUUUUGCAUCCGGGAAGUCUCAAAAAAUGAGGCAAAAUACCUCCUUCUUCAAGUGAAAAAACUUCGAUUUCAGAAGGGCGCCCGCUAAUUUUUUGAGAAGCCUUUCAAAACAGACCUUAAAAAAGUUGGAGAGGGAGGCAUUUUGCCACAUUUUUGAUACUCCCCCGGAUCACAAAUGGCACGUUUUUUGCCACUGGAUCAGACUGUAUUAUAGUAUAAAAAUCUCUUAUUAUUCAUUCGUUUUUCAGACGAUCCCGAGUACCUGAUGCAUUCCGGCAGUGAGCAAAAAAUCGACAAGAUGAUUACGAAUGGUUCGGCCGCUUUGAUCGAACAUACCACCAGGCAUAUCGUCCGAGUUUACCCGGACAUUGGACGGGUCUCUUCCUCCAAUUUUAUUCCUAUGGCAAGUUUCUUACAUACUACUGGGAGUUUCAUAAAGUGCGUGGACUUUUUUCGCGGCCUCUUCUUGCUUGUCGAAAAAAUAGAUUUUUUGUGGGAAAAUUUUAACCGGCGCUUCAGACAGAAUGCCAGAUUUUUCAUUUUGAAAAUCGCAAAAGUAAAAAAAAAUCUUUAUUUUUCAGAUUUUUUGAUCCAAGAAAUAUCGAAUUUCACAUCUCUUUGUAUAAUAAUAAAAAAUUAUUUUGAGAACUAGGUACACAUCUAAUUUUCCAAAGUAUUAAGUGACGGACCUGAUCCAGUGGCAAGAAACAUACCGUUUUGCAUCCGGGAAGCAUCAAAAAUGUGGCAAAAUGCUUCCCUCUCCAAGUGAAAAAACUCCGUUUUGAAGGGCGCGCUUUCGUGGGCGGCUGAACUACCAAGGCCCCAACAAAUCUUAAAAUAUUACAUCAUAGGUCUUGAUCAGCGCUUUGUAUUUUUGACCCGGGGUAUUCACCGGUCUUUUAAGGCCAGAGACCAUAGAGAUUGAGGAGAAAGCAGACAUGGCUCGCGGGUUGGGCCGGUCCGUUUCAAUUUUUUCUCUGGACGGUUGGGCAAUUCGCUAGGCCCGCUACAGCGGCGGACCUGAUCCAGUGCCAAAAAAAAGUACCAUUUUUCAUCCGGGAAGCAUCAAAAAUGUGGCAAAAUGCCUCCCUCUCCAACUAAAAAUACUCUGUUUUGAAAAGCAUUUCCCUCACAAAAAGAGCGGGCGCGUUUGAAAUCGGAGUUUUCACGUGGAGAGGGAGGCAUUUUGCCACAUUUUUGAUAUUUUCCGGAUGCAAAAUGAUACUUUUUUGCCACUGGAGUAGGUCCCCCGUACAUAUACCGAUUUUAACAUCAGCAAGAAAAAAUUUUUAAUGUCUAGUACAAUAUCGGGGUAGUGCGGGUAGCAGGUAGACUUUUUGCAGACUCGCCAUAUACGGUUCAAAAGCGGUAUUUCUGAGCUUCAAAACCGUAUGUUCAACCUAUCUUGUAAUGCGUUUCAAAGCUCACAGGAAUUCGCGGAAAUCGACGACCCAAAAAUGCACAAGACUUAUGGGACACUCCAAUAAUAAUCCCCAAAUUUUCAGUACUUCUGGACGGCGGGUUGUCAGAUGCUGGCGCUCAACUUCCAGACGCCCGGCCUUCCCAUGCAGAUGAACCAGGCGCUGUUCGAGGAGAACGGACGCUGCGGCUAUGUUCUGAAGUCGUCGUGUGUGCGGAACCGCAAUCACAAGAUGAGUGUUCACGAUCGGACCAUUUUGUCGGCGGAUUCGCUGGAGAUUUGCGUUCACAGCCUGCAAUUUGUGAAUCUGUUGGUGGCGAGGUAUCGGAAUUCGCUGCGAUUUCAGGUGAGAGCUUUUAUGGCAUAGGGUUGGAGUUUGGCGACAUGAAAUAUCUUACCGUCUCAGAUAGCCAUGGACUUGUACGACUUGCCCAAUGACACGAUCCGAGACCAGUUCGCGACUCCGCUGAUGGCCAGUGCUGAUGGCGGAUUCAAUGUGUUUUUUGUGAGAAAGUUUACGAAAUUCCACAAGGUAAGCCUAGAGUACAUACUGUACCAUAUAUACAUAUAUGUAUGUUUUUUGCAUAUCAGUCUGUCGGGAAAAUAAUGACAACUCUGUCGAUAAAUAUUAUGGUUUUUUAUAAGCAAAAAAUGAUUUUAUGCGAUUUUCAAAAUUUUAUGGACAAAAACGUUAUAAUUUAUGCAUUUUUGAAAUCGAAGUCUGUCGGGAAAAUAAUGAGCACUCUGUCGCAUCAAAAAAAAAGACAUUCUGCUCAUUAUUUUCGAGACAGACCGAUGAUGUCUCAACUCCUCAGCUACGCCUCUGGUGUGCACAACUUUUUAUCUUCAGAUCAUCAAACCAGAACACGCCAUGCUACAUAUCAGAUUGCUUGACGAAUAUGGCGAAGAGCUGGGUCAGCGGUUUUUGGCAGUUCACAAAGUUCAAGCAGGUAAGAACGAGGCCUUAGCACACCAAUUACCACACCUUGUUCUGUCGUAAAGGGCCAUGUUUCCGCCGAAAGUAUAUUUUUUCCACGCAAAACAGACAAAUUUAUGGCCAAAAAGUGUUUUUUCUCUGCCCGCUCUCCGUGUUUCGCGUACUCUCUGUCCGUUGAUAAAGAAACUGUUUUUCUUCCAGGCUACCACCACGUAAUUCUUCGCAAUAAAAAUGAUCGGAAUGAGUGUCCCGUCUCCGUAUUUGUUCAGUUCAAGGUUCAGACGUACGUGCCGGCGUAUCAAGCCGAGCUCCGCGAGAAUUACGUCUCUCCGUUGAGGAAUAAGAAAGAGAAAGCUGGUAGGUUAAAUUAAAAAAAAAUUUUUUUUUGAAUAUCAGUCUGUCGGGAAAAUAAUGAUGGCUCUGUCGCGUGGAAAAUGAAAGCCAUCGAAAGAGACCCCGAGGGGUAAUCGAUGGCGUAGAUUCCAAAAAUCAUAAUCGUUUUUCGCGAUUCUUACUUUUUUGCUUAAGUAGUAAUGUUAAAAAGUAAUUUUUUGAAAUUUUUCUAAAAAUAGUGGAUUUAGGGGUUUUCGAGGGUGCUGAUUUCGAAAAUGACGUUCAAGUGAAAGUGAAGUGAAAAUGACGUUCAUUUUCGAAAUCAGCCUCCUCGAAAACCCCUAAAUCGACCAUUUUUAGAAAAAUUUCAAAAAAUUACUUUUUAACACUACUGCUUAAGGAAAAACGUAACUAUCAAAAAAAUGAACGUCAUUUUCGAAAUCAGCACCCUCGAAAACCCCUAAAUCGACUAUUUUUAGGAAAAAUUCAAAAAAUUACUUUUUAACAUUACUACUUAAGCAAAAAAGUAAGAAUCGCGAAAAACGAAUAUGAUUUUUGGAAUCUACGCCAUCGAUUACCCUAUUUUUGACGUUGCGACAAAAUCAAAUUGCUUUUCACUUCAGCGACGGGAUCGGGGGAGCGACAUUGUGGUCACUAUGCUCAUUACUUUCCCGACAGAGUGAUAGUUAUGGAACAUCGUUUUUUUCGGCGAAUAUUCUAGAAAAAAUAUUUUUUGUGGCUUCAUUGAUUUUUGAUUUUUUUUUACGAUAAAAAUUUUUCAGAUGAAAUAAAUCGACUGGUCGAUCCGAUGCGCGGCAAUUCCUCGAAACGGCGGAAAAACACAAGCGCCAGUAAUGGAAUGGAACUGCUCAGCACAGCCAUGUAG